Messenger RNA from Morus notabilis, 1996 nucleotides. RefSeq names its product sodium/proton antiporter 2. The record is from RefSeq and is a predicted model, not a curated record. Gene Ontology annotation, molecular function: antiporter activity. The coding region runs from base 217 to 1962 and encodes 581 amino acids. Lineage: Eukaryota; Viridiplantae; Streptophyta; Magnoliopsida; Rosales; Moraceae. Gene Ontology annotation, biological process: sodium ion transport; transmembrane transport. Gene Ontology annotation, cellular component: membrane. The transcript is spliced from 10 exons.
AACGGUUGCCGCUUUUUCAUUCACUCACUAGAAGAAAUAGUGCCUGCCCAUGGCCAUGGCAAACAAACAUCAUCUUCUUUCCACUCCACGACUCAACAACAAUGAAGGAUUGAAUUGAUGACUGCGUAAAACAUUCACUCCAGAAAACCCACCAACCAAAUCAUUCUUCAAUUUCUCAGCUUCUCUUGUCUUCUGGUUUCUUCAAUCUACGCUCCAAUGGCUUCCACCUCAAUCGGGACCAAUUUGUCGCCUUCCCACCAUUUCAAGACACGUUCACUCUGUUCUCUCUCUUCCCUCCAAACCCAAUCCUCAUUUCUACCAAAGCCUUGCUUUGGCUCAUCUUUGCGUCGAAUAAGAACUCCCAGGUUGCUUGGCACUGUCCUCUUAGCUCGAGCUGAAGAUAAGGCCAAGAGUUCGUCUUCUUCUUCUUCGGCUCAACAGAAGCAAGCUCAAUUCAACUCCGACAAUCAAUUUCAGGCCUUGACCCCAAGUUCCGGCCAGUGCGAUCCUUUGUGUUCGGUUGACGAGACAAGCUCAAGUGAUUUCGAAGUGAAUUACCAGCCAAAGACUGAUUUGCUGAAAGCUCUUGCAAUAUUUGCAGCAGCUGUAGCAGGGACAGUGGCAAUUAAUCAGUCCUGGGUUGCAGCUAAUCAGGAUCUUGCAAUGGCAUUGUUGUUUGGAAUAGGAUAUGCAGGCAUCAUUUUUGAAGAAUCUCUAGCCUUCAACAAAAGUGGAGUAGGAUUACUGAUGGCUGUGAGCCUGUGGGUAAUACGAAGCAUUGGGGCUCCUUCAACUGAAGUAGCUGUUUCAGAGCUAACACGUGCAUCUGCUGAAGUCAGUGAAAUAGUGUUUUUCAUACUUGGUGCAAUGACCAUUGUAGAGAUCGUCGAUGCCCAUCAAGGGUUCAAGUUAGUUACAGAUAAUAUAACAACUAGAAAACCACGAAUUCUACUCUGGGUGGUUGGUUUUGUGACUUUCUUUCUCAGUUCAGUCCUUGACAAUCUAACAUCUACCAUCGUCAUGGUUUCUUUACUGCGGAAACUAGUGCCUCCAUCAGAAUACAGAAAGCUUUUAGGAGCUGUUGUCGUUAUAGCAGCAAAUGCAGGUGGUGCAUGGACUCCAAUUGGUGACGUUACCACUACUAUGCUAUGGAUACAUGGUCAGAUAUCAACAUUGGAGACAAUGAAGGGUUUGGUUAUACCUUCAGCCAUAUCUUUAGCUGUCCCAUUGGCUCUUAUGUCUCUAACUAGUGAAGUAAAUGGGAAAGGGCAGGACUCUCCUGUUUUGGCAUCUGAACAGAUGGCUCCUCGGGGACAGCUUGUUUUCUCUGUGGGCAUUGGAGCUUUAGUUUUUGUUCCGGUGUUUAAGGCCCUAACCGGGUUGCCUCCGUACAUGGGCAUGCUUCUUGGACUUGGAGUUCUUUGGAUUCUCACCGAUGCUAUCCAUUAUGGUGAAUCAGAAAGGCAAAAGUUAAAAGUACCCCAGGCUUUGUCGCGGAUUGACACUCAAGGAGCACUUUUCUUCCUUGGCAUCCUUUUAUCCGUUAGCAGCCUGGAGGCAGCUGGGAUUCUUCGUGAAAUAGCAAAUUACCUGGAUGCACAUAUUCCAAAUGUCGAACUGAUCGCCAGCACAAUAGGGGUUGUAUCAGCAGUUAUAGACAAUGUUCCACUGGUCGCUGCAACUAUGGGGAUGUAUGAUCUAUCCUCAUUCCCCCGAGAUUCUGAAUUUUGGCAGCUGAUCGCAUUUUGCGCCGGAACUGGUGGAUCAAUGCUAGUCAUUGGUUCUGCAGCUGGAGUUGCAUUAAUGGGAAUGGAAAAAGUGGACUUCUUCUGGUACCUGCGGAAGGUGAGUGGUUUUGCUUUUGCAGGUUAUGCUGCUGGCGUUGCUUCCUAUAUAGCAGUUCAUAACCUCCACUUCUCCCUGCCGACCGAGGUUCCUUUCCUUUCUGGGUUCACACACUAAAGAACCAAGCUUUGCGUGUUCUCUUGCUUAGGAG